ACCGCCCAUCAUCAUAACAAACUGUAAUCAAAACAACCAACACGUGCGCGUAGAAUCGUUCCGUUUUAUACCACCCGCAUGUAGAAGCUGAAUGAAAACGGCGAAUAAAAUGGUUGCAGACAAAGCAGACGGUGCGUGCCAGCUGCACAAUGUGCAGUUUUACAAUCUGUUGCCACGCGCAAUCGUUUGCUCAGCGUUUGGACAGCUGCAGAAGAAGCUAGCCCAAGCAAGGGAUGACGGCACGAUCGAAAUCUGGAACAUGGCCAACGCCCCAUUCCUGGAAAAGACCAUUCCCGGCGGUGAAGGCAUCUCGAUCGAGGGGCUCGCGUGGGCCGGUAGCCGACUGUUCUCCGUCAGUCUCGCCGGCACGCUGAUCGAGUGGGACCUGGGCAAGAUACCGAGCGUUAAACAGUCCAUCCUGGUGACGGGUAAUGCGGCUUGGUGCAUCGACGUGAGCAAGGACGAACGUUUGCUGGCCGUUGGCACCGAGGGUGGCUACAUCAAUGUGUACCGGUUGGAUAACGACGAGGUGGCGUACGAGCGCAUUUUGGACAAGCAGGAAGGACGCAUUGUUUGCUGCUGUUUCGAUUGGACCGGCAACUUCCUGGUGACGGGGUCGGCCGAUGCAGUGCGCGUGUGGGACGUACGCAAUGGGCACGCCGUGCACAAGAUGACUACCGGGCGUUCGAACCGCAAUCAGGAAACGACCGUAUGGGCGGUACAGGUGAUGCAGGAUUUCACCAUCGUAUCGGCCGAUUCGCGGGGCAAACUGGUGAUAUACGACGGGCAUAUGGGCACGGUGCUGGAGCAACACGUCGUAUCGAGCGCCGAUUUGCUCUGUCUGGCGCAGGAUGUGGAACGAAACUGCAUCUUUGUCGGCGGUGUGGAACCAACGAUUCGUGUGUUUGAGCGCAUCAAAACAAGACACCACCACAACGGAGAUAAGCAGUUUGUGCGCGCGUACACCCGGCGCGGCCACACGCACGACAUUAAAACGAUGGUCGCGUCCGGACGGUACCUGUUUUCGGGUGGGCUGGAUGGAUCGCUGCUUGUCACGGCGUCACGACCCGUCACGGUCGACGUACACUUUCCGCUGCUACCUUCACCGUCCUCCCGGGUGGUGCGCGAUUGCCGAUUGAUUCUGUUGAAGUACGUCAACUAUCUGGAAGUGUGGACGUUGGCGCCGCCCAACAAGCCAGCCCAGGGCGGUACCAAGGUGUUGCAGAUACGUAGCAAAAACGACGAGCACAUCGUGUGUGCGGCAAUGUCCUCCAACGGCAGGUGGAUCGUCUAUUCGACGGAGCACACCGUUCGGCUGCUGCGGUACGAUUACAACCGGGAGGAACCGGUCCAAUCGCGGCUGCUGCGCGUUACCAACACACCGGAACAGCUAGCCGUGUGCUAUCGGACAGACUUUACGCCCGACUCGACCGGGCUCUUCCUGUUCGAUCGCACCGGCGAGGGAACGAUCAACUUCUUCAGCUGUACCGCCGGCGACAGUGAGGAGUGGGACCACAAGCAGUCGAUCGAUGCGGGCCGUUGGCUGUCGGAAAUGGUGCACCUGUCGGCCGUGUCCAGCUGCAACCGCUAUCUGGUGUGUGCCGACGUUGCCAGCUCGAUCGUCGUGUUCGAACGGACGGCGGAAUCAAAGUGGAAACGAUCGAUUUCGCUUCCGCGCUACAAACUACCACCGACGGCAUUCGCCAUCCAGCCGGGCCAGACACGUCUAGCGGUGGCCUUCUCCGACCACAAACUGUUUGUGUACGAUUUCGACCAGUUUACGUUCGUGUUUUCGACCUACGUGAAGCUUUCGGCGGCCGAUCAUUCGAUCGGUGGCAUCGCGUUCGAUCCUCGGCACGAGUCGGCGCUGGUGUUGCAAAACGGGCCGAAAAUACUGUCGCUUCGCUAUGGGCCCGAAAUAGAGGAAGAAAUGCUACAGCAUGAGGAACGAAGCUGGAACAAGCGACAGCGCCCGCUGAUGAACGGAUCGACGCAUGGAAAUGGUGGCGGUGGUGGUGGUGAGGGAAGCUUAACAAAAUACAAACUACGCACAGUGCGGGAUGCGCCACGGCUGGUGGCAAUUGAAUGGCUGGUCGAGAACGAGCUGGUGGCGACCCAAGCCAAUGCACUUUCGAUGGUCGAACACCUGCCGGCCGCGUUCCGCAAGAAGGCGUACGGCAAGAGGUAAAGCUCGAGCGCGUCUAUCCCCCGCCGAUGAAGGUAUAUUACAAGUGUUGUAACGUAUAUUGUAAUAAAAUCAAAUUAAAUGUUAAAACGGAAAACAACGAGAUCCGGUGACUGCAGUAGCAACGGGGAUUUGUAUAUAGAUUGUUUGGAAUUUUUGGUUUAUUUCCUCCAACAUCACCCGUUGCCAACCGGCACGGGUUGCUGCGAUACUCCGAUUUUCCUUUUUUCUAUUCGCAUACACACUCACACAACUCACUCACAUCCGCACAACUCAUUCAUCACGCCGGUACACGGUUCAUCGCCUACUACAGCUGCGAAGCACAGCUCUCAUCCGCCGUUCUGUCUGGAUUCCUUCUUAUUGUUCACCUCCGCUUUCUCGUCUUUCAAUUAGUAUUCUCUCUCUCUCUCUCUUAUCAAUAUUAAUCUGAUGAUUUGUAUGUUUCCAUGUGUGUGUGUAUGUAUGUGUUGUUAAUGAUAAGCUUUCUUCGCAUUUAAUAGCCUUAGCAGUUAGUAACUGGUUUUUCGAUGCUGUUGGUUGAUUCUUAUGCACUUUUCUUGUCCUUCCCACUACUAUAUUUCAUUACCUUCUCUUGCUUUUACCGUUUGUUUUUUCCGAUUACAAUAGUUUGAAUUACAUUCUUGACCUGUCCAUUUGUGUUUCUCUUUACAAUACCUACCUCCUUUCUCGUACACUAAAUGUGUAAAGUUAUUUUCAUAUCUUGUGCUUUGCUGCUCCUCUCUACUCCACCUUUUCCCACCAUUACUAACUGAGCCUUGUUUUCGAGUGUUUGUGGUUGUUUGCUUACUUUCGUUGCAUAACGAUAACAAUAUGAACGUGCGAGAAGAAGCAAUUUCCGCGACUGCUUUACUUCCGAGAAAAAAACAACAGAAAAGAUAAUCGAAAAGUGAGUAAAACAACGAGGAGAGGAACUGUUUUGCGUGGUUUUAUCAUACCAGGGCAUCCGGUCCGGGCAAGAAGUGCCGAACGAAUAAUCUCAUGUAUUAAAUUACGUUUAAAUUAGCUAUCUCCCUACCCUACCGGUUUGGGGGAGAAAGAAAAGGAAAGAGAGAAGAAGGCAUUUAAGGGUCGAAUAGUUUAGGUUUUUCUUCCUCUAACUAACACAUUACACGUCAAAAAACAGUCCAAAUAUUCAUCUCGUUUCUAAUUUGCUUACUCCAAUUCUGUACGGG
This is a messenger RNA of Anopheles stephensi (Asian malaria mosquito), 3378 nucleotides long. It is a transcript of the gene l(3)72Dn, whose product is annotated as U3 small nucleolar RNA-associated protein 4 homolog. The record is from RefSeq and is a predicted model, not a curated record. NCBI's taxonomy places the organism in Eukaryota, Metazoa, Arthropoda, Insecta, Diptera, Culicidae. The transcript has 2 exons. Bases 92 to 2188 code for a protein of 698 amino acids. Gene Ontology annotation, cellular component: 90S preribosome; t-UTP complex; small-subunit processome. Gene Ontology annotation, molecular function: protein binding; RNA binding. Gene Ontology annotation, biological process: maturation of SSU-rRNA from tricistronic rRNA transcript (SSU-rRNA, 5.8S rRNA, LSU-rRNA).